Molecule: messenger RNA, 366 nt
Organism: Lodderomyces theae
Lineage: Eukaryota; Fungi; Ascomycota; Pichiomycetes; Serinales; Debaryomycetaceae
Gene: RBR1
Product: Rbr1p
Exons: 1
Coding region: 1-366 (121 amino acids)
Source: RefSeq, a predicted model, not a curated record
AUGAAAUUCUCAACUACCGUUUUCGCUUUGGUCACCGUCGCUGCUACUACUUACGCUGCUGACUCAUCCAGUGGUGGAGGUGCUGGUUCAUCAGCCACUUCUAAGGCUGGUUCUGCUGCCUCAAAGGCUUCAUCUGCUGUUGCCGGUGGUUCAUCAGGAUCAUCAGGAUCAUCAGCUAAAUCCUCUGGUGGAUCUUCUGCUUCAUCAGGAUCUGGUUCAUCAGCCGGUGCUGCUUCCAAAUCCGGUUCUUCAUCUGCUUCAUCUGGCUCAUCAUCAAAGUCCUCUUCCGGUGAUGCUAAUGCCCUCGGUGUUGCCGGUAUUGGUGCUGGUUCAUUAGCCGCUGUUGCCGGUUUGUUGUUGUUGUAA